Molecule: messenger RNA, 1434 nt
Organism: Culex pipiens pallens (northern house mosquito)
Lineage: Eukaryota; Metazoa; Arthropoda; Insecta; Diptera; Culicidae
Exons: 2
Coding region: 179-1282 (367 amino acids)
Molecular function (GO): protein binding
Source: RefSeq, a predicted model, not a curated record
CUUCAGCGUGCAAAAUGUUGUUCUCAUGAAAUCAGUCCAGUUUUCUCGUUGAGUGUACGUUUCAAACUUCAGAAAAGCCCGCUCAAAAUCACUCGCAAGUCGACGCGAAUCGGACCGUUUUUUCCUCCGCGCGUGUUCCGUGAAAAAAAAACCCGUCGAAAUCUCCGCCAGACAAAUCAUGGACCGCAUCGCUUCGCUUCCGCCGGAACUGCUGGCGAACAUUUUCAAAUUCCUGUCCGGGAACGCGCUGCGCCAGGUGCGGCUCGUUUGUCACCGCUGGCGGUGUGUCGUGAGCAGUUACCGGGCCCUGGCGACGCGACUCGCUCUCCGGCUGAAGCGAGGCAAUGGCAGGGGCAGCUAUUGGAUGGGCCAGAAUUUCCAGCCUCCGCCGCUUGUUCCGGUAUCGUCGUUUGCGUUUGUUUGCUGGGGCAUCGAAGGCGUCGACGGGUGGUGGCCAGCUUUCGGCCGGAAGUUAACGGUGCUCACGAUGACCGCGUGCACCGUUCGGUUCGAGGUGUUCGUGGCGAUGCUGCGAGUGACGCCGAAUUUGAAGUGUUUGGAGCUGGACGUUAUGUCGUUCGAGGGGAGCUGGCCCGUGGCGCCGGACUUCCGGCUGGAACAUGUGGAGAAGCUUUGGAUGAUAAGGGUCUAUUGUGAAGCGUUUAGCGUAGAAGAUGUCAUUGAGGUGUUGACGGUGAUGUGCCCUCGGGUGAAGGACUUUGCGAUGCGGAUGCUGGUCGGGAUGGAGAUUCUCCAAAAAGUUAUGCGGCGAUUUGAAACUACGCUGGAAAAGUUUCAGGUGAAGGUGAAGCGUCGAGAGAACGAUCUAAAGGCCUACCCCAUUGAACAACACCCUCCGGAGAAUUUGGUGGCGGAUAUGUGCAUACUGCAGGGACUGCGCUUGAAGCGGGUCUCGAUGGACGUUUCCGAUCCGUUCGACGAAAAGGACUGGAAACGGUUGAUCCAAGCUCAGCCCGAUAUCGAGGAGUUGAUUUUGUACGUGGAUUUUUCGUGGCGAUUGAAACGGAUUGCCGCCAAAGAUCCGAGUGUUGGAGCUCCAUCCAGUGUGUAUUAUGAACUUGCAGUAUCUCAACAGUUUCCAGCAGCUCGAGUUUCUGAAGGUGCACGGGAACAACCUGGGAAACGAUCCGAUUCACGACGUAUUGUUCCAUCCGCGGCUCAAGGAGCUGCACUUGCGGUCCGUUCAUCUCGUACACUUCCUCUACUAUCUGCAGCAAUGUACGCUCCUCGAGCACAUCCAACUCGAAGACUGUCGCUUUGAGAAUCGGAUCAUCGCCCCAACGACGUUCCCCAACCUGCGAAAUCUCGCCCUGCACUAUUGCAACGUCGAUCGAAAGGUACUGCUGUUUAUCUUCAACGGCAGCCCACGGCUUGAGCAGGUGCGUUUGUCCCGCAUGGACCACGUCGACGACC